Molecule: messenger RNA, 9295 nt
Organism: Dipodomys spectabilis (banner-tailed kangaroo rat)
Lineage: Eukaryota; Metazoa; Chordata; Mammalia; Rodentia; Heteromyidae
Gene: Ssh2
Product: slingshot protein phosphatase 2
Exons: 15
Coding region: 222-4487 (1421 amino acids)
Biological process (GO): actin cytoskeleton organization; protein dephosphorylation; negative regulation of actin filament polymerization
Cellular component (GO): cytoplasm
Molecular function (GO): protein tyrosine/serine/threonine phosphatase activity; actin binding
Source: RefSeq, a predicted model, not a curated record
UGCCGAACCGCCCGCCCGCCGCCCCGUUCGGCGCUCGUCAGUCGGCUAGAGUCCGGUGUUGGGUGCGGAGCCUGAAGUCAUUCCCGCGGCCUUCUUUUCCUCCCCUUUUCCUUCACCCUCUCCAUCCCACAUCCGUCUCUCUCAUUCCGGCUCCGUCAACCCUUCUGUCCCCCACACGCAGGACAAGAAUGCCCUGCCCGGAACAACCCAGCAGCACCUAGAUGGCUUUGGUCACGGUCCAGCGGUCGCCGACCCCCAGCACCACCUCCAGCCCCUGCGCCUCGGAGGCAGACAGUGGGGAAGAAGAAUGCCGGUCACAGCCCAGGAGCAUCAGCGAGAGCUUUUUAACUGUCAAAGGUGCUGCACUUUUUCUACCACGGGGAAAUGGCUCAUCCACACCAAGAGUCAGCCACAGACGCAACAAGCAUGCAGGCGAUCUCCAACAGCAUCUCCAAGCAAUGUUCAUAUUACUCCGCCCAGAAGACAACAUCAGGCUGGCUGUAAGACUAGAAAGCACUUACCAGAAUCGAACACGCUAUAUGGUAGUAGUUUCAACUAAUGGUAGACAAGACACUGAAGAAAGCAUUGUCCUAGGAAUGGAUUUCUCUUCUAAUGACAGUAGCACUUGUACCAUGGGCUUAGUCCUUCCCCUUUGGAGUGACACCCUAAUUCACUUGGAUGGUGAUGGUGGUUUCAGCGUAUCAACAGAUAACAGAGUUCACAUAUUCAAACCUGUAUCUGUGCAGGCAAUGUGGUCUGCACUACAAAGUUUACACAAGGCUUGUGAAGUGGCCAGAAUGCAUAACUAUUACCCAGGAAGCCUGUUUCUCACCUGGGUGAGUUACUAUGAGAGCCAUAUCAACUCAGAUCAAUCCUCAGUCAAUGAAUGGAAUGCUAUGCAAGAUGUGCAGUCCCAUCGGCCAGACUCUCCAGCUCUCUUCACAGAUAUACCAACUGAACGUGAGCGAACAGAAAGGCUAAUUAAAUCCAAAUUAAGGGAGAUCAUGAUGCAGAAAGAUUUGGAGAAUAUCACAUCCAAAGAGAUACGAACAGAGUUGGAAAUGCAAAUGGUUUGCAAUUUGAGAGAAUUCAAAGAAUUUAUUGAUAAUGAAAUGAUAGUGAUCCUUGGUCAGAUGGAUAGUCCUACACAGAUAUUUGAGCAUGUGUUCCUGGGAUCAGAAUGGAAUGCCUCCAACUUGGAGGAUCUACAGAACCGAGGGGUGCGGUAUAUUUUGAAUGUCACUCGAGAGAUAGAUAACUUCUUCCCAGGAGUCUUUGAGUAUCAUAACAUCCGGGUAUAUGAUGAAGAGGCAACUGAUCUCCUGGCUUACUGGAAUGAUACUUACAAAUUCAUCUCUAAAGCAAAGAAACAUGGAUCUAAAUGCCUUGUGCACUGCAAGAUGGGAGUGAGUCGCUCAGCCUCCACUGUGAUUGCUUAUGCAAUGAAGGAGUAUGGCUGGAAUUUGGACAGAGCCUAUGACUAUGUGAAGGAAAGACGAACGGUGACCAAGCCCAACCCCAGCUUCAUGAGGCAACUGGAAGAGUAUCAGGGGAUCUUGCUGGCAAGCAAACAGCGGCAUAACAAGCUCUGGAGAUCCCAUUCAGAUAGCGACCUCUCAGACCACCAUGAACCCAUCUGCAAACCUGGGCUGGAACUCAACAAGAAGGAGAUCACCACCUCAGCAGACCAGAUUGCAGAGGUGAAAACCUUGGAGAAUCACCCAUCCAUACCUCCUGUCUUUGUGGAACAUGUGGUCCCACAAGAUGCAAAUCAGAAAGGCCUGUGUACCAAAGAAAGAAUGAUCUGCUUGGAGUUCACUUCUAGGGAAUUUCAUGCUGGACAGAUUGAAGAUGAAUUAAACUUAAAUGACAUCAAUGGAUGCUCAUCAGGAUGUUGUCUCAGUGAAUCAAAAUUCCCUCUUGACAACUGCCAUGCAUCCAAAGCCUUAAUCCAACCUGGACAGGCCCCAGAAAUGGUCAACAAGUUCCCAGACUUAACAGUGGAAGAUUUGGAGACAGAUGCACUGAAAGCAGACAUGAACGUCCACUUACUGCCGAUGGAAGAGUUGACAUCUCGACUUAAAGACCUCCCCAUGUCCCCUGAUCCUGAGUCACCUAGCCCCCAAACCAGUUGCCAGGCUGAAAUCUCAGAUUUCAGUACAGAUCGCAUUGAUUUUUUUAGUGCCCUGGAGAAGUUUGUAGAACUCUCUCAAGAAACCCGGUCUCGAUCUUUUUCUCACUCAAGGAUGGAGGAGCUUAGUGGAGGCAGGAGUGAAGGCUGUCGGCUGUCAAUGGUAGAAGUAGUCCCUUCUGAAGUGACUGCUGAUGACCAGAAAAGCAGCUCUUUGAGUAAUACUCCCCAUGUGUCUGAAGAAUCUUCAGUGGAUGAGGAACAGUCAAAGGCAAUCUCAGAACUGGUCAGCCCAGAUAUCUUCAUGCAAUCUCACUCAGAAAAUGCAAUUUCAGUCAAAGAAAUUGUCACCGAAAUUGAGUCUAUCAGUCAAGGAGUUGGACAGAUUCCACUGAAAGGAGGAGACAUCCUGUCCAACCCAUGCCAUACACCAAAGAAGAACACCAUCCAUGAGCUUGAGAGAGCCCAGAGCCCUGAAAACAAGCCUGGACAUGUGGAGCAGGAUGAGAGUUACUACACAGCCCAGCCUGGACUAGACAAAGACUCAGGGAAGUACAACCCAGAAGGCUGCCUAACCAUACACUCAGCCAUGGCAGACUUGGAAGAAGAGAACCUAGCUGAAGGGGAACAUGAACUCUGGGGCCCAGGGAUGCAUCCUGGUGCCAAAUGGUGCCCUGGAUCUGUGAGGAGAGCCACCCUAGAGUUUGAAGAGCGCUUACGACAGGAGCAGGAGCACCAUGGUACUAGCCCUGUGUGUACCUCAUUGUCCACUCGCAAGAAUUCUAAAAAUGAUUCUUCUAUGGCAGACCUAGCACCGAAAGGGAAAAAUGAUGAAGUCAUCUCAGAAUACUCAUUUGCCCCUAAGGAACGAGAGAUGAGCAAGGGCAAAGGGAAAUGCGGUGGGUCUGAAGCUAGCUCACUAUCCCAUUGUGAACAUAAUGCCAUUGUUCCAACUCCCCAGCUUCCCGAGUAUCACCCCUUCCCUUCUACUCAAGAGUUCCCAGGGUCAGAUACUAGAACAAAACAGGAUGGAGUCCUGAAGGAGCACAGGACUGUGAUUUCUCACCAAGCAUCUGAAACACAAGCCAUCCCUAUGCCCCUUCCAAAAAGGAUAGAAAUCAUUGAGUAUACCCACACAGUUACAUCACUUGAUCAUACAGGGCUAGGGGGUGAAAUAGCCUCCAGAGAAGAAGAGGAGGAGCAAGGACUAAGGAAAGUGAAGGUAGAGAAGUCAAUCACUAUGCUCUGUGCCCUGGAUGAAAAUCUGAACAGAACUUUAGACCCCAACCAGGUUUCUCUGCACUCCCAAUUGCUACCUCUGCCUCAUUUUUCCUCUCCUGAGUAUGACAGGCCCACUGACUUGACCUUCAUGCCGAGAAGCCCUGAAGAUCCGGACAAUAGCCCAUCUACAACCUUAGAGACAAUAGCACCUUUUGUCAGUCAUACAACCCACAUACCACCUGCCAGCGUGGAUUACCUGCAUCCCCAGACCAUGGUUCACCUGGAAGGCUGCACAGAACAAAGCAGCACCACAGACAGUGAGCCCUCUGCAGAGCAGCUUAACUGGCAAGAAAGCCAAAGGAGCCCUGCCUCCAGUGGCAAUGAAAUGCUACACAGGGGCUCCCAGUCAAGUAGUGAAGAUCUAAGUUUAAUUAGCAAACUCAGUGACAAUGUUGGGGAGUUACAGAAAAAACUGGAUUCAUCACUUAUAGUCUGUCACCUCCCACAUAGCCCUAGUGAAAAUGUAAAGGGUCUCAGCCACAUCCCUGGUGUGGUGAAGGAGCGUGCUAAAGAAAUUGAAUCUAGAGUGGUUUUCCAGACAGGGCUAACCAAACCAUCCCAAAUGAGGCGCUCAGCCUCCCUCGCCAAGUUAGGUUACCUGGACCUUUGUAAAGACUGCUUACCAGAGAGAGAGCCCCUCUCCUCUGAAUCCACUCAUCUCAAACUGCUUCAGCCCUUCAUCAGAACAGACUCAGGCAUGCAUGCCAUAGAGGCCCAGGAGCCACCAGAAAACCCAGGUGCCCCUCAGAACCCAGAGCCUACCAAGUAUUUUGUAGAGCAACUCAGAACAUCAGAGUGUAUUGCACAGAGCAAGCCAGUGGAGAGGCCCCUUGUGCAGUAUGCCAAAGAAUUUGGUUACAGUCAGCAGUGUUUGCUCCCCAGGGCAGGGCCAGAAUUGACUAAUUCCGAAGGAGGCCUUCCUUUGCUCCAGACCCAGGAACUGCAGUGCGCAGGCUCAGCUCCAGGGCUGGCCGUGGCACCCCGUCAGCAACAUGGCAGAACUCACCCCCUUAGGAGACUGAAAAGGGCAAAUGAUAAAAAACGGACAACCAACCCCUUCUAUAACACCAUGUGAUUCUGAGCCUAUACAUGUGAUUUUCUAAGAAAAAUGUUUGUAAAAGGGGCAGGUGUAAUAUGUAAGGAACAUGCACUUUAUUGGUUAAUUUUAUAAUAUUUCUGUCAUUUUACUGUUCCUGGCACAUGCAGGGUUUGGGUUUUUCUGUGUGUGUGUGUGUGUGUGUGUGUGUGUGUGUGUGUGUGUGUGUGUGUGUGUAGAGAGAGAGAGAGAGAGACAGAUUGACUUAGAUGGCAAGACCGUUAUCACUCUUCAUUUUUAAAAAAUUCAAACCUCAAAAAAAAACAUUUUUCAAAGAACACCUUUAUCAAAGGCAAAUUGCUGUUUUUCAAUCAACUGCCACCUGCUCUUCAUUUUGCCCUCUGAGAAAAAGCAUGCUUGAUUUUAAUUUUAUUGAGGGAAGAAAGCAGAUGGGAAGGGUGGCACUGAAGCUGAGAAAUGGAAAUGUUCCCCAAGCCUGAGGCAUUGAAUGGGCUGAAGGGUAACUGGGAAGUCGGUGUUCUCAGCCUUCAUCUCCAGGCCUUGCUCUGGGACUUCUUAAAAUGGGAAGGUUCCACUUUGCUUCUUUUAGACAGGGUCUUACUGUGUAGCUCAGGCUAGCCUCCACCUCCCAAGUACUGGUAUUACAGGCAUGCUCCACCAGCCCUGGCUCUACUUUGCUUGCUUCUGGUGUUCUAGAGUCUGUCAUUACAGAAAGGCAAAAUAAUGUGGCUGCUUUUAUAAAUUUAUCAAGCAUAUACUUUUUUCCCCCAAGAAAAAAAUUAAAAGGAACCUCAAUUGAAACCUGACAGAUCGGCUGCUACCCAAUACUUGCUGAGUUGCAGGAUGCACACAGGUGGUCAUCUAUCCGACUUUGCUGACAUGUGACUUGCAGCAGCCUCCAACUAAAACACAGGGGGACUGGUUUGGAAAACAGCAAUCAAAAGUUCAAGUGUUCUUGUACAAAGGCUAACUAUGUAGGGUUUUAACCCUUCCAUUACUUGAAUAAUUCUGUAGGUCUUCUGAGUUUAUGGCCACAUUUUUCCCAAUUUAUUUUCCUCCCCCUUGCUGUUUGCCCAUCCUGCCCAUUUUUUUAAUUUCAUGGGUUAUAUUUGAAUUGUUACAUUAUAUAUUAUAACCUCCAUUGAAUGCAAAGUUUUCUACAUUCUCACUGUUAACACUUGACGUAAUUUUUUUUUGAUAUGGUUUUUUUCCUUUUCCUGGAAAGUUUGUCAUUUCACUAAAGUUUAUACACAGUAUUUAUGUAUAUAAUGUCACUUUCUUAAUGUUUUGCUGUUGAUAUUGUGGGCCCUUUUUUUUUUUUUUUGUAAGAAGGACUUGCACCUGGAAAACACACAGAAACACCAGAAAUAAAACUGAUAGUUGUUGGUAGGAAUCUGCACAGCAUAUUGAUGGCAGUUUUAAUUGUUUAAAGAGACUUCUAACCUCCAGCUCCAUUCCCAUUAGAUCACAGCAUAGCUGAAGACUGAUUUGUGUUUGAGAUGUCAUUUGCCAGUAUCUGAAGCACAGCCAGGGAGGUGUGUACGUGUGCGUGUGCAUGCAUUUUUGUGCACGCACGCGUGCUCCCUAGGGUAGAAGCUCCUAAUGAAGACUGAGAGGCCACUGAGGAGUCCUCAGCCAAGAGUAAACACCCAUAAUGAGUCCACUUAGGAUACCUUUGCUUUGCUGCUGUUGUGAAGAUCCUUAACACAGGAGCGCCUGCCAUAAGCAAGCCACUUUGAGCUGCUUACAGAAAACAAAUUUAGCCUGGAAUGAAACUCCCAACAUAGCUCAUCAAAACUGAAGAGGUUGCAAAUUUGCUUCCUGUCUUCUUUGGUUGAUGUCCACAUUGUUGAGGAUUGGCUGAGUACAAAUGUGAGACUUAGCCUUUUGAUUCAUCAUAGCAAUGAGAGAAAAAGAUGGAUGUAUAGACUGUCAACGUGAUGUCAGAGGCCAGGGUUUGGAGUGCAAAUAGGUAGGAUACAGAAAAAAAGUGGACCCAGGCCACCUUUUAAAGCAAGUGUUUCAGAGCAAAUGGAUCCAUUUACCAUAUAGAAUCUAUAAGGGUCUGAUAUCACUUCCAGGAGGCAGGUUGGACAGGAACCCCUGCUAAAAAGUGUAUGGUCGCGUAGUCAUGUGUCCCUGUGCCGUCCUUUCAGUAGUUUCCUUAAAUAUCGGUGCGUUGUGGUUGCUGGAUAUUCAUGUGUUGUUAAGGUUUUUGUUAGGUGAUUUAUACCAGUUCAAGUAGACUUGUGAGACAGAGUGAUCAAUUCCAGGGCUCAUCCAUCUAAAGCAUGCUGUCUUGUGGAGGAACUCCCACUACCAGUUUGUUGGAAAAAGGACAAGAAAGUAUGGCAGGGAUGGGAAGGAAAGGAUUUGAAUGGCGGUUGAGUGGCAUCAGUGUCCCACACAUUAAAAAACUACAAGCAGUAUCAACAACAGGACACUAUUCCCUCUUCUCACCUUCCAGUGUUUAAUGCUCAUACAGUAGAGACUGGGAGGAAACCCCCUAAUGCUGUGAGGAAAAAAUUUAAAACCCAAGCUACUCUUUUAAAGAAUGGAAGAAAGUCUUGCUCUGCCUGCCUUUUUUAUUAUUCCAUUUUUUUUUACCAUUUAACUUACCUGCCUAAAUAAACAUCUUUACAGAGUUUAUGAUCCAGCCAUGCCAAGGGGUCUUGCCAGCCUCUAACCACCCACAUUUGGGUGUUCAUGAGUGAUGUACAUAGCUGAGUAAAUGUCGAGGAUAAGUGCAUAUAAUGAACUGCAUAAAGGACUUUGCAGUCUCUCCAAAGUUUUUUUAUAAUUUCAGGUGGUCUGUUUCUCUCUUCUGUUCAUGAAAAGGCCAUCAGGUUUGGCAAAUUAACAGUGCUGAGCAGGAAAACUUUGACCUCUUGUCUAGUGUUUGUCCUCUUGCUCAGGACUUCUUUUUCUUUCUUUUUUUUUAAAUCACUAUAGUAUCUCAGUAACUUGGGGGGAAUGUUUGUGUGUGCAUGCUUGCACAACUGGACACGUGCAUACAAAAGUUGUGACAUUUCAGUGCAUGGGGUAAAAGCCCCAGAGCACAUGGAUUAGAGUUGUACUUGGAUGGUUACCUGAUCAGUAGGAGAGAAACCCCAUUGCAUCUUAAUUUUCAGAAACACUUAGCAGUAGUGUGUACUAUAGUAGACACCUAGUACUGUUGUAAGGUAGUGAUCAUCUCUCCCCCUUUUAGUUGCCAUUCAAAUUCUAUCUAAACAUGUUUUGGGAUCAUUCCUAACAUCUCAGCCUUAGCAAGCUCUUUAAUGUUUUCCUCAUUCUGUACCUUUGUCCCAAAUGGUAUUUCCUCAUUUGGGAAACUAACAAGAACUCCAGGGACAGCCUGAGGAUUACAGCCUGGGCUCUGAGGUCCCCUCCUGCUCAUGGGCCCCAAUUUUUGGGUAAACCUGAAAUUUUUUCAGUUAUGAAGUGAUCUAGUUGAGUAAAGAUGUUUUGUGGAAGUAACUGUUGGGUUUUGGGGUUUUUAUUUUCCUAAGAAAGCAUUAUGCAAAGAGUCAAUUUUAAGGGCAUUUUCAAAUAAAGCCAUUUUUGGCUUUUUCAGACAAUUUAUUGAUACUUUGUUUACAUUGUGAGUAUUAAAAUAUGCAUCAUCUCAUUGGCCACUCAGUCCUCCAGGCACCCAGGCCCUGACUGUCCUGUGAGUCCUCACUCAGAGCAAUGCCAUAAUGUCAGCCCUUGUGGAUAAGUGGGUAAAGCCUGGAGCUGACUACCAUCUGUAUCCUGUAUCUCAUCCAACAGUCAUAACUUCCUAAGUGGUGGUGUGUCUUAAUAGUGAUGGUCAAAAUGGUGAAUGGGUAGUAUGUUUUGUUUAAUUUUGCUUUUUUGAUGGUGGACAAGAUGAAAUUUAGUUUUCAGCAUCAUCCAACUUCAUUGUGGACUUUUUCCCUUCUGAACUACAAGAUCAAAGCAUGUAUUAGACAUAAGUGUAUUUGUGGCCUCAACUCAUCCAACAUACCUGUAUUAGGAAAAGGCCUGCUUCCAAAGAUGGAAGCUGCACACUCCUUCCUCCCAGUGAUUGAGGUCCCUUGACGCCAUGCUGAGCUGUUGCAAGGUGCUUCUGUAUUUUUUUUCAGCCUGGAAGUGGAGGAUAGCUGGGCCUAGCUUCAGCUAUGAAAAGAGAACCAGCCUCAUCUUCUCAAUGCCCCAGAGAUCUAGGAAAGGAUUUCUAAACUGGAAUCAUCCUUAUCAGCUUGAAGAUUCUCCCAAGAGGUAUAGGACUGGUACUGCCAUCGUGUCCUCAAGAGAUGCUGGUGGCCGCGUCCUGUGUAUGCAUGCAGAGUUGUACCCAGUGCUUAACUCAAGCUGACGACCCAAACUGAAAACUGGGGAACUGACCCUGAAAUGCCUCCUAAUCAAUAAGCCCACCUGGAAUUGUUUGGGUUUUAUGCUUUGUUGGCUUUUGAUUUGCUUGGCAUAGCUAAAGGUGCCUUUUCUUUUUUCUUUUAUUUUUUUAACUUUACUUUGUAGGACUUGUUCUAAACAUGAAAAACAAGUCCAGAAGACUCUCCCACUGACUGUUACCUUUGCCCCCCAAGCUACCCAAACUUUUAUGCUCACAUUUUAUUAACUAAAGCAGGUGCUCCCUGGAAUCUCUGGGGCCUUUUCGAGGCAUUUGAAGCAGAAUAUAGAGUGGUCUCAUCUCCUUCCUUAAUCUUCCUGGUGGUUGGGAUGUUCCACUUGUAUCAUAGAGUUUUUUUAUUACUGAUGUGCUCCGCUGUUUUUAAAUGUGAACUUGUGCGCAAAUGUGCAGAUUCAAUGUUCUUGUUACAGACUGAAUAAAUUUUUAUUUUGAA